Messenger RNA from Cutaneotrichosporon cavernicola, 534 nucleotides. RefSeq lists its product as uncharacterized. The record is from RefSeq and is a predicted model, not a curated record. Bases 1 to 534 code for a protein of 177 amino acids. The transcript has 3 exons. NCBI's taxonomy places the organism in Eukaryota, Fungi, Basidiomycota, Tremellomycetes, Trichosporonales, Trichosporonaceae.
AUGUCGCCCACCGACAUAACGGAUGACCCAGACUGGACGGAAGGCGACACUGAGGUCACGAGCAGCGACGGGGUGCGGUUCAAGAUAAACGCCUACAACCUCUUUUGGGCCAGCCCCGUCUUCGCUGAGGCCCACGCUAGGCCCUUUUCAAACAAGGACAUGGAGUUGACUGACCCCGACCUCGAAACGGCAAACAUCCUCCGCCUCUUCUUCACAGUCAUAACGACCCUUCAUCUUCCCCUCGACCCCUUCAAAGACGGCGAUUUGAAGACACUCACAAACUUCCUCCUCUUCCUUAGCAAGUGGGACGCGGGCCAGCUAUACACUUUCGUGCUGGAGUCCAUCCACACUGCUGUUCGCGGGGCCAAACUCCCUCCUCUGCGUGUGUUCCAGCUCGGCGCGAUCCUCGAUAAUGUCGACACGUGUCUCGUGGCAUUACACCAUACGGCCGGGUACGAUCCGUGGUGGGAGCCAUGGUGGACUGCUGGUGACGAUUUCCGGCCGUUCAAUCCGUGUGUGAAGCAUUGCAAGUAG